AUGGUCGACUCUGAGCGCCUACAAAGCAAAAUCAAGGCUCAAAAGAAGAAAAUAGAUGCUCAGGAAGCCGAAAAUGCUCGACUUAAAACAGCCCUUCUAAGCGCUCUUCUCGCGCAGAAAGGGAAAUCUACAAAGGAAGAGGAUGUACUUCUAGCUAUGGACCCGGACGCAGGCGACGAGGACGUUUCCACUCGGGAUGACCGAGACACUGAUGAGUAUGAUGAUGGAGAAACGGAUGAGGAGGAUGAGCUACAAGAGCCGAUUGACGAUGCGGGCGUUCCUAGAUGUGUGAGGUGUGCUGGGGAGGUCGUUGAAGGGCUUGUCAUUUCUGUGCGACUGAGCAUGUAUGGGUGCCGGUCAGUAGUUGAAUUAUACGAAGAAUCGAAUGCCACAGACUCUCAUGCUGUAGCUCUCGACCGCAGCUUAGUCCCUAGGGGUGAUACUCCCCUCUGCGACGCCAUCAGGUUCAAGAAAACCCCACAUGGGUAUUCCAAGGCCGACUUUACUCACCUCCUCAAAAGGGGCGCUACGCGACUCAUGGUCGAGACUUUCAGUCUAGAAUUCACACCUGAAGAUGGGAUAUUCGCAUGGGCAGACCAGGAACUCUUUGAUGAGUUUUCCGGGCCCGCGAUGAAGGUGGGGCAUAAGUGGAGAAUCCACCUUGGACGGAAGAUUAUGCUUGAUGAAGAUGAUUUGGAUGGGUCGGAGUUUGUUGAGGGGCUUUUGGAGGAUGCGUUGCUUUUUCCUGUGGAUUUUGCGCGUUGGGAGACUAUGCAGGAGGUUACGGGGAUUUGGACUACGAGGAUGGGGAAGGGGGAUGCGGAGAGGUUGAAGGAGCCUUUGACGUUUGAGGAAGAGGACGAGGAAGGGGCAGAGGGGGUAGAAGGGGUUGGUGAAGAGGGUGAGGGUGAUAGGGAGGGUGAGCAAGAUACCGAAAGACCUAUUGUGGAUCUUGACUAUUAUGAGGCGACGGACGUAGAGUCCGAUGACUCUGAGGAGUUUGAGGAUGAGACCCUUGCUAUGGUUUUGGACGUCGACUCGGGCUGGGCGAUCAGAGCCGGUGUUGAUGAUGCGAGCUGGUCGGAUGCCGAGAUGGAUGAAGAAGAAGACGAAGAGGAUGAGGAGGACACUGUCAGUGAUCCCUGCGAAGAUGACUCAAUGGACGACGGCUCGGAUAUGGUGGAAGCGGUGGGGACUCGACGAAUUCGCAUUUAG
This is a messenger RNA of Laccaria bicolor S238N-H82, 1215 nucleotides long. RefSeq lists its product as uncharacterized. Bases 1 to 1215 code for a protein of 404 amino acids. Lineage: Eukaryota; Fungi; Basidiomycota; Agaricomycetes; Agaricales; Hydnangiaceae. The record is from RefSeq and is a predicted model, not a curated record. The transcript is spliced from 3 exons.